CUGGGGUGUCAAACUGGCGGCCCUCCAGCGGUUGCCAAACUACAAGUUCCACGAGGAAUUGCAAGAUUGACAGUUACAAUCGUGACUCCCAAAAGGCAGAGGCAUGAUGGGACUUGUAGUUUUGCAACAGCUGGAGGGCCGCCUGUUUGCCUGAUCUGUUGCCAAACUACAAGUCCCAUGAGGCAUUGCAAGAUGGACAGUUACAAGCAUGACUUCUAAAGGCAGAGGCAUGAUGGGACUUGUAGCUUCGCAACAGCUGAAGAGCCGCCAGUUUGACACCCCUAAGCUCCAAAGCACCAGAAUAGGCCC
Messenger RNA from Staurois parvus, 309 nucleotides. The record is from the annotation of a GenBank genome assembly. Lineage: Eukaryota; Metazoa; Chordata; Amphibia; Anura; Ranidae.